AUGGAUCGCCCAUCUGCGGCCCGGCCGGACUUUUACUUGAUUACUGAUCAGGAUACGGUUUACGAACAAGACCUACUGCGCGAACCCGGUAGCAUCAAGCCAUGGCUUGCCUACAUCGAAUUCAAACAGCAGAAUGGCACGCUCUACGAGCAAGCUUUCUAUCUGGAAUUUCGAGCCAAACACCUUAAGGGCCGUAAUCCUACAGUGUACCGUGCAGAGUACUUGAAGGUUAAUGCUCUGUUUGAACGAGCAUUGAUUUUGUUGAACAAAAUGCCUCGCAUCUGGGAGAUGUACCUUACAUUCCUUAUGCAGCAACCCUUGGUCACACAGACCCGACGAACAUUUGAUCAUGCUCUCCGUGCCUUGCCUGUCACCCAGCACAACCGAAUUUGGAGACUGUACAAGGGUUUUGCCCGAUCUGCAUCAGGCCCAACUGCCGUGAAGAUCUGGGCUCGGUACAUGCAGAUCCACCCUGAAAAUGCGGAAGAGUAUAUCGAUAUCUUGGUUGAGAUGGGCCAAUAUACGGAAGCUGUCAAGGUCUACAUGGAAAUCCUCGACAACGCACGGUUCCAGUCUAAGAACGGCAAGAGCAAUUUCCAAUUAUGGACAGAGAUGGUUGAUCUACUAGUAUCGAAAGCCAAACAGAUUCAGACCGGCCGCCAGGUGGGGAUUGAUGUGGAUGCCAUCCUUCGAAGCGGCAUCGAUCGAUUUGCCGACCAGCGAGGAAAGCUAUGGGCUGGUCUUGCGACUUACUGGAUCACUAAGGGUAAUUUCGAAAAGGCCCGGGAUGUAUUUGAGGAGGGAAUCAUUACAGUCAUGACUGUUCGUGAUUUUACCUUGAUUUUCGACUCAUAUGUUGAAUUUGAAGAGUCAAUCAUUGGUACUUUGAUGGAGGCCGCGGCUGUUCGUUCAGAAAAGGGAAAGCUGGACGAGGAAGCUGACUUUGAUCUUGAUUUGCGCAUGCUUCGCUUCGAGCAACUGAUGGACCGUCGACCAUUCUUAGUGAACGACGUUCUCUUGCGACAGAAUCCCAACAAUGUUAUUGAGUGGGAAAAGAGGGUUGGACUAUGGGGAGACAACAAGCAGGAAGCUGUCAACACAUACACAGCUGCAAUUGCCGCCAUAAACCCUAAGAAAGCCCACGGCAAGUUCUCUGAGUUGUGGAUCAACUACGCGAAGUUUUAUGAGAAUGGCGGUGAGUUAGCAACCGCCAGGGUGAUCUUUGAAAAGGCUGUCAAGGUACCCUUCAAAUCCGUUGCUGAACUUGCCGAGACCUGGUGCGAAUGGGCAGAGAUGGAGCUUCGUGCAGAGAAUUUCGACCAGGCAGUUGGAAUCAUGGCUAAAGCUACUCAAGCGCCCAAGAAGUCGACUGUGGAUUACUUUGAUGAGACCCUGUCUCCUCAACAGCGUAUCCACAAGAGUUGGAAACUCUGGAGCUUCUAUGUCGAUCUCGUUGAGAGUGUAUCAUCCAUUGAUGAAACACGAAAGGUCUACGAGCGCAUCUUUGAACUUCGUAUUGCUACUCCUCAAACUGUCGUCAACUUUGCAAACCUUCUGGAGGAGAACGACUACUUUGAAGAUUCCUUCAAGAUCUACGAGCGUGGUCUUGAUCUAUUCAGUUAUCCUGUUGCCUUUGAGCUCUGGAAUCUGUAUUUGACAAAGGCUGUUGAUCGUAAGAUUGGAAUCGAGAGACUCCGUGAUCUCUUCGAACAAGCUUUGGAUGGUUGCCCACCAAAGUUCGCCAAGCCCCUUUACUUGAUGUAUGGAAAUCUAGAAGAGGAACGAGGUCUGGCUCGACAUGCUAUGCGGAUAUACGAACGUGCUACUCGGGCUGUCUCCGACGAGGAUCGAUUCGAAAUGUUCGAAUUUUACAUCACCAAAUCUGCAUCGAACUUUGGCCUCACAUCUACCCGUCCUAUCUACGAACGAGCUAUCGCAGCUCUGCCCGAUCAAGAGGCCAAGGAGAUGUGUCUCAAGUUUGCCGAGAUGGAGCGAAGACUGGGCGAAAUCGACCGUGCCCGUGCAAUUUACGGUCACGCCUCUCAGUUCUGCGACCCCCGUACGAAUGCUCCCUUCUGGCAGAAAUGGGAAGCCUUCGAAGUGCAGCAUGGAAACGAAGACACAUUCAAGGAGAUGCUUCGCAUCAAGAGAAGUGUCCAAGCACAAUACAAUACCGAUGUCAACUUCAUCGCAUCUCAGGCUAUUGCACGUAGUCAACAAAAGCAAGGCGAAGAGGAAGGCCAAGAAGGUGACGAAGACACGAAUCGUGCCGACGCCAUGGCUGAAAUUGAACGCCUGGCUCGGGCCCCCGUUGGCUUUGUUGCUGCUAGCACUGGCCCAGAGGGUGGUAACCGCCCUCCACCUGCUGGUCAAGAACCUCCAGCAGCUCAGGCUAAUCCUGAUGCUAUUGACCUUGAUGAUGACAUGGAUGAGUAG
Molecule: messenger RNA, 2436 nt
Organism: Penicillium malachiteum
Lineage: Eukaryota; Fungi; Ascomycota; Eurotiomycetes; Eurotiales; Aspergillaceae
Product: mRNA splicing protein SYF1
Exons: 4
Coding region: 1-2436 (811 amino acids)
Biological process (GO): generation of catalytic spliceosome for first transesterification step; mRNA splicing, via spliceosome
Cellular component (GO): U2-type catalytic step 2 spliceosome; Prp19 complex; post-mRNA release spliceosomal complex
Molecular function (GO): protein binding
Source: RefSeq, a predicted model, not a curated record